AUGCGUCCCUUCUUCCUCUCUUAUUUCUUUGUUUCGGUGCUGGCGACCGUGACUGUCCUCCCUUCUAGCAAUUCCCAGGACUUGUCCUGGUCUUCGUCCGUUCGCUUUCGUCUCCAGGCUUCGGGUUCUCUGAACGGAUUGACCCUCGCCCCGCUGACCCAGUCCCUCGUCCGCCUAACGGAUAGUGAGAAAGAGGCCUUUCAUAUCUCUGGCAACGUCACAAAAGUAGUCGCGGAAGACUCGGUUGGCCUGAAUUCCUCCUCAAUCGCUUGUAUCCCGUGUGAUUCUUCCGAUUACCCCGGGCCGUUCAAAGCGGAUCGCACCAUCGACACUGUUGACAGCCAAUCGACCUUACCAGGGGCAAUUAUCCUGUACAGUAGUUCAGCUUCGCACUGCAAUCUGACCACGGAUGAUAUUGCGGAAAGCUAUCGCAAUAUCUUCACCGUUAUCAAUUCGCGGUCUUCCACCCUUCUACAAGCCGCCUUUGGUUCAAACAAUACCCUCGCAGCAAUCGGCAGUAUGUCGGCCCCAGUGACCGGUGUUGAUACCGGUACCGGUACAGGUACUGGCACUGGUGGAGAUAGUCCUAAUACUGCGAUGAUCAUCUUGUACAGUAUUACCGGUAUCAUUACUGCCCUCUUCUUGGGCAUUAUCAUCACAGGUGCUGUCCGCGCCCAUCGUCAUCCGGAGAGAUAUGGACCUCGUCGUGUAGCAGGCCGUAUCAGGCAGAGUAGGGCCAGAGGUAUCGCCCGGGCCAUGCUCGAAACCAUCCCCAUUGUCAAAUUUGGGGAUGAGUCUCCCGGAGAUGGUGUCGAUGCCGCCAAGCGAGACCUUGAGAUGGUCAACCAUGAAUCUGGCCAUGAACCUGGCCAUGAACACUCUCCUCGUUCUGAGAGUAUUGCCGAUGUUGAGGAAACCACUCCGCGUGAAAAUGACCUUCCUGAACAGGAAUCCGAUCACCCCAUCGCUGCUGCACCCGAAAAUAAGACCGAUGCUACACCGGAUGCUGGCAAUUUCUCCUGUCCCAUCUGUACAGAUGACUUUGUUAAGGGCCAGGAUCUGCGGGUACUGCCCUGUCAACACCAGUUCCACCUGGAGUGCAUUGACCCCUGGUUGGUAAACGUGUCCGGCACCUGUCCUCUAUGUCGUAUCGACCUGAACCCGCCCAAGACGGAAGAAAAUGCCGAGCAAGGCGAGGGUGCCGAGCACACGGAGGAAACCCCGACCGAGGAGGCUGGAACUUCUACCGACGCAACAACCCACCGACAUUCUCACCAUCGUCUCACGAACUACUUGAAUGCCCGUCGUAUGCACAAUGCCACUGUGGAGGAGCGCCUCGCUGCCCUCCGCCAUGUUCGUGCUGCCAACCAGGGCAACGCUGCUGACGCUAUUCCUGCCGCCAGCCGCCAGCGUCUCAGCACCCGACUUCGCGAGCGAUUCCGCAUUCGCUCACGCACCCAUGGCGUCGAGAGUCUCAGUCCCGGUGAAAGUGGCGCAACUACGCCGACAGUGACAACUCCCACUGUCCCGGCCCCUGCGCACAUUGCCGAGACCGAGACCGAAACCGAGCCACAAACCAAUGAAACUGCAGGAUUGCCCAUCAACUCCAGCAGAUGA
Molecule: messenger RNA, 1617 nt
Organism: Penicillium pulvis
Lineage: Eukaryota; Fungi; Ascomycota; Eurotiomycetes; Eurotiales; Aspergillaceae
Product: RING-H2 finger protein
Exons: 4
Coding region: 1-1617 (538 amino acids)
Source: RefSeq, a predicted model, not a curated record